Messenger RNA from Lentinula edodes (shiitake mushroom), 2638 nucleotides. Its product is annotated as RNA ligase. NCBI's taxonomy places the organism in Eukaryota, Fungi, Basidiomycota, Agaricomycetes, Agaricales, Omphalotaceae. Bases 84 to 2537 code for a protein of 817 amino acids. Gene Ontology annotation, cellular component: nuclear inner membrane. Gene Ontology annotation, biological process: tRNA splicing, via endonucleolytic cleavage and ligation. Gene Ontology annotation, molecular function: RNA ligase (ATP) activity; GTP-dependent polyribonucleotide 5'-hydroxyl-kinase activity; phosphoric diester hydrolase activity. The transcript has 5 exons. The record is from RefSeq and is a predicted model, not a curated record.
GCAGGGGAGGCUUUCGCCUUUCCCUUGUGAACAGUGUCGUCGCCUCGAACUCGACUCGACAGCUCUCCGUCACCUAUAACAGAAUGUCAAAACAACUUGGAAUGCCUCAUCCCGCCACAAAAAGCGAAGACUCUGAUCUAAUUGAUGCUCUCUUGAAACUAUCCAGCAAGAAUCCUAAAUUGGUAAAGUCGACUGUGUAUGAUGCACCUGCAGAUUCAACCCUCGGGGUGAGGAGCUGGAAAAUGAACGAGUACAAGUACUAUGAUGUUCCGUCGCCGUUCCCCACCCUCGCAAGAGGUCUAUUUACUGUGCAGGUUGGAAGAGAUCCAAAUUCUCAUCGGAUUGUAAUCAGAGGUUACGACAAAUUUUUCAAUAUUGGAGAGGUCCCUUGGACUACGUGGUCUUCUUUGAAAAUGCAUACCGCUGCUCCUUACACACUUUCGCUAAAGUCGAAUGGCUGCAUCAUCUUCAUUGGCGCCCUGACUCCAGAAAAACUAGUCAUCACAUCCAAACAUUCUCUGGGGCCUAUUGGGCAAUCGGAGAAAAGCCACGCUGAAGCUGGAGAAGGAUGGCUGAAAAGGUAUCUCGAAGAGAAAGGAAGGACAGAAGCAGAACUGGCCAAGACUUUAUGGGACAACAACUGGACAGCAAUAGCAGAACUUUGCGACGAUUCGUUCGAGGAACACGUCUUGGGUUAUCCACCACAUCUUACCGGUCUUCAUCUUCACGGACUCAAUACCUGUACCAAGGAGUUCAGCACUCUCCCGCACUCCACCGUCGACGAAUUCGCCUCUGAAUGGGGUUUCAUCAAGACUGAAUCUAUCGUGUUCAAUUCUAUCGAGGAAGUUCAAAAGUUCACUGAUGAGGUCAGCAAAACCCAGCAUUGGAAUGGCCAAGCCGUAGAAGGUUUCGUUGUCAGAACGCAUGUCACUACCCCUCCGUCAGGAAACGAGAACGAUCGGGGAAAGACUCCUUACGCGCCUGGGUCCACCUUCUUCUUCAAGGUCAAAUUUGAUGAGCCAUAUCUCAUGUAUCGUGACUGGCGCGAGGUCACCAAGACGAUCCUGUCCGCGCACAAAAAGGGUGCGCGUGUAGCCAAAACGUUAGAGAAUACUGUUCCUCGCAAUAAAAUGAAGCGUCCAGAGACCCGCGUUUACGUACGUUGGGUCAUAGGAGAAAUUUUACGCGAUCCUUCUCUUUUCAAGGAGUAUACAAAAGGGAAAGGGAUUAUUGCUACUAGAGAGAGGUUCCUACAGUGGCUGGAGGCUGAAAAGGGGAAGAAGGGAAUAAGAUCCGACGGGGGUAGAUUAGAUGCAGAAGACCUUGGGAGUGAGACUGAACAAAAAGGUCAAAUGAAACCAGAGUUCGGGAAGACCGUAAUAGUCCCUAUUGCCAUUCCCGGCUGUGGUAAAACCACUGUUGCAGUCGCUCUCACCCAUAUUUUCGGUUUUGGACAUACGCAAAGUGAUGAUGUGCACGUUAAGAAAUCCGCGCCCGUCUUUCUCAAGAACGUUCAAAACCUUCUAAAAAGCCACGACGUAGUGAUCGCAGACAAGAAUAACCAUCUCCGGCAACACCGUACCCAAUUACGAGAACUUACGCAAAAAAUGAUACCCCCUGUUCGACUCCUCGCCCUCAAUUGGUCUCUCGCGUCAUACCCACAAAGUACUGUGCAUCGAAUUUGUGGUGAUCGUGUCCUCGUUCGAGGGGAGAACCACCAGACCCUCAGAGCCGAUGCAUCCAAGUUUCGCGCCCACGAAGAUGUCAUAUGGAUGUUCAUCACGCAGACUGAGGAGCUUGCUCCUGCAGAGGUAGAUGCCAUAAUUGACAUGGACCUCGAGGAAGAUUUUGUCUCUGCCGUCAACCGUGCUGUCGACGGGAUCUGCAAGGAGCUGGAUCUGCCUAGACCCACUCCAGAAAAUAUUGCGAAGGGUAUUGAGAAGGCCACUGGAUAUAGGCCUGCUACGAAAAAAGCGGACGAAGAGUCAAAGCAAAAGCCAAAAGAGAAGGAACCGAGAUAUUUUGGCAUCGUUCCUGAGAUCCAUCUCGAACAGGUUUUAACGAAGGUGCUUGGUGAAAAUCCUACAACAUAUACUAUGUGGAUGCAUUUGAAGAAAAACCAACGAAUUACCCAACGGCCACACAUUACAGUCAUUCACAAGAAAAGUCUUCCCGGAGAAAUCGAACUUUGGGAACGAUGUAUCGAUCUACAUUCGUCCAAAAAUCCACCAAUGUUCGAGUUCAAGUUGAAAAAUAUCAUAUGGAAUGACAGAGUCAUGGCCGUCGUCGUUGACGAUCUAAAGGUUCUUCCGGGGUCUGAUUCAGAGCAAAAAGGGGUAGAGUUCAUCGGUAAACUAUCUGAAGAGAUCAGAACUAGGCUACACAUAACAGUUGGGACGAAAAAUCAUAACAUUCAAACUGUUGAGGCGAAGGCGCUUGUAGAGGAAUGGAGGCAGGGGAACACCGGUGGGGUGCAAACUAUGGAAUUUUCUGAGGACGUUCUGGUCCAGGGCAGGAUCAAGGGUUUGACAGGGUAGUCGGUAGAUGAGUAGUUUGUACCUCAAUCCACACAAUGAUACGCUUCCACUCAUCUGUGAAUUUAAAUCUUUGGAGUUCCGCUGCAGAUUCAGUUAUAGAU